Messenger RNA from Monascus purpureus, 1345 nucleotides. The record is from the annotation of a GenBank genome assembly. NCBI's taxonomy places the organism in Eukaryota, Fungi, Ascomycota, Eurotiomycetes, Eurotiales, Aspergillaceae.
GCUCACUUCCAUACGCAAGUCGACAGUAGAGAGCUCCUCCUGUCAGAUAACCUAAAAUGGCCACCCCAGAAGUACACCACCUUUUCCAUAACCCAAUUGCUGAUCACUCGUUUUCAUCCGAUAAACAUACGCUCGCUGUUGCGCGGGAUAGCAAUGUCGAGCUCUACAAGGCAUCAGGCAACAGGUUCACCUUGAAUGAUGAACUGAAGGGCCAUGAGAAGACCGUCACCGGUGUGGAUAUUGCCCCGAAUAGUGGACGCAUUGUUACUUGUUCCCAGGAUCGCAAUGCAUACGUCUGGGAGCGCACCCCUGCAGGUUGGAAACCGACUCUGGUUCUUCUUCGAAUCAACCGGGCUGCGACAUUUGUACGAUGGUCACCGUCCGAACAGAAGUUUGCCGUCGGUUCAGGAGCCCGGGUGAUCUCGGUGUGUUACUUUGAAGAAGAAAACGACUGGUGGAUAUCGAAGCAUUUGAAGAAGCCAAUUCGGAGCACUAUUACCACGCUUGCGUGGCAUCCGAACUCCGUUCUGCUGGCUGCAGGGUCGACAGACUCUCAUGCAAGAGUCUUUUCUAGUUUUAUUAAGGGAGUCGACAAACGCCCUGAGCCGAGUGCCUGGGGUGAGCGUCUCCCAUUCAACACAGUAUGUGGCGAGUUCCUAAAUGAUUCGGCUGGAUGGGUUCAUGGCGUGUGCUUCUCUCCGAGUGGGGAUGCCCUUGCCUUCACCAGUCACGAUAGCAGCAUCACAAUUGUGUACCCAAGUGCCCCCGAACAGCCUCCUCGAGCGAUGUUGAACAUUCCUACCCGCUUCCUACCGUUGACUAGCCUUAUUUGGAACGGAGAAAAUGAAAUAAUUGCUGCCGGCCAUGAUUGUGAGCCUUACCGCUUCCGCGGGGACGAAAGCGGAUGGCAGCUUGUAGGGUCUAUUGAAAGCAAAAGGGGUCCGGGAGUUGGAGCUGUCCGUGAGGAAUCUGCUCUUCAGAUGUUCCGUCAAAUGGACCUAAAGGGACAAACCCAAGUCGACACUCAGCUCAAAACGACCCAUCAGAACACGAUUAGCACAGUUAGAGUUUAUGAGGAGUCAAAUGGAGUGGUUCGCAAAUUUAGCACGAGUGGGGUUGAUGGGCGUGUUGUCGUUUGGUCGAUUUAGACCGCGAUGCUCGAGUCUGCUCAUCUCCAUGGCCUGCGAACCUUCUCUACGACGAGCGUAAUUUUAGUAUAAGUUUUGCAUAGAUAUAAUGCAACUCAGAUGCAGAAUGUCUGGGCAACCGUAGGAUAAUAUAUUAUUACAGGGAUGUACUCCGUAUACGAAGUCGAUAGUAAUAAUUGCCCUCCGCCUCCGCCCUU